AUGUCCACCACCGUGCUCGAAAUCACCGGCAUCCCUCCUCCACCGGGCUCCACCGCCGAGCUAACCCUUCCCCUAUGCUUCUUCGACAUCGUGUGGCUGCCUUUCCACCCCAUCCGCCGCCUCAUCUUCUACAACCACCCUUGCACCGAGGCCGAAUUCUCCUCCACCAUCGUUCCAAACCUCAAACACUCUCUCUCUCGCACCCUCCAACACUUUACCCCCGUCGCCGGCAACCUCCUCUUCCCUCUCGACACCGAAAAAUCCCGCCCCUUCAUCCGCUACGUCCCCGGCGACGCCGCUCCCCUCACGAUCGCCGUCUCCCUCUGCGACUUCGAUGAAGUCACCGGAAGCCACGCUCGAGACUCCGAUCAGUUUUACGAUUUCACCCCGCGAAUGCCGCCGUUUGUCGAGGAGGAAAAUUACAAAAUUGCCCCUCUCAUCGCCCUCCAGGUUACGCUCUUCCCCGGGCGCGGCAUCUGCGUCGGGGUGAGCAAUCACCACUGCCUCGGCGAUGCGAGGUCCGUGUUCCGAUUCUUCUCGGCCUGGGCCGAGACGAAUCAAAGCGGCGGGGACGAAUGGUUUCUAAACUGCUCAUCGCCACCGCUCUUUGAUAGAUCUGUAUUUGGAGAUAUCAAGGGCAUAAGCGAAAAUUUAUGGAGUAAUAUGAGGAAUAUACCUUUGACUCUGUCAAGUUCGCCUGUGCCUACUAACCGAGUCAGGGGCGCGUUCAGACUCCAUCAGUCCGAUAUUAAAAAACUCAAGGAUAUUGUUAUGUCGAAAAAACCCGGCCUAGUUUACAUCUCUACUUUCGCCGUCACGGUGGCGUACACGUGGAGUGUCGUGGUGAAAUCCGCGGCCGCCGCCGGGGAGGGGGCAGACGAGGAUGCGACCGAGGUGCUCCUCUUGCCGGCGGACGGAAGGGGGCGGCCGAACGCGCUAGUUGACCCGCCAGUGCCGGUGAAUUACUUCGGGAAUUGCUUGGGCGGCGGGGCUGCGACGGUGGAGCAUAAGAAGUUGGUGGCGGAGGAAGGAUUUGUGGCGGCGGCAGAGGCGAUUGCGGAUUUGAUCAAGAACCGAGUGAAUAAUAAAGAGAUUUUUUUGGGAGAUUUGGAUAGUUGGUUAUCUGAGAUGUCGAAAUUGGCGAGGUUGAGUACGUUUGGAGUUUCCGGUUCGCCGAAAUUCGAUUUGUCGAAUGCUGAUUUUGGAUGGGGAAAGGCGAGGAGGUUGGAGGUUUUGUCAAUGGAUGAGGAGAAGUAUACGAUGUCGUUGUGUAAUUCGCUGGAUUCUGAAGGCGGUUUGGUGGUCGGAACUUCGCUACCGAGGAAUAGAAUGGAAGCUUUUAUAACCAUUUUUGAAGAUGGCCUUAAAUUUUGAGAGUGUUGGUGUAAUAGCGUGAAAAUCUUGAUUAAAAGUUAAAAGUUGCAUUUUUAUUAUGUGUAUAAAUGUAUCCUUUUUAUUCUUACUUAGCAUUCAAUUGACUUGUGAAACUA
Messenger RNA from Salvia hispanica, 1490 nucleotides. RefSeq names its product malonyl-coenzyme:anthocyanin 5-O-glucoside-6'''-O-malonyltransferase-like. The record is from RefSeq and is a predicted model, not a curated record. Lineage: Eukaryota; Viridiplantae; Streptophyta; Magnoliopsida; Lamiales; Lamiaceae.